AUGGAGGUCAACAUACGAUCUGGAAUAGAAAAUCAUGCGAAGAAAAUGUAUGUCGCCUAUGAAUUGGCCAUCAUUUGUCUGUUCGAUUGGCUUUUGAAAUUGUUUCGUAUAAUAUUUCAAUUGAAUUUUCUCAGUCUUUUUCAAUAUCUUUCGCAUAUUUUUCAACUAUGGACACAAAAUACUCUUAUUCUAACAUUGAUCCUGAUAAUUUGUGCAUUUGGUAUACCAGAAUUCAUCGUAUCCGUUCGAAAAGGUGCUGCUGUUCUUCAAAAACUGAUCAAAUCGAUCAUGCGAACGCCUGUCAUCGUUGAUGUGCCAAUUUUUGUCUACAUAUUAGUCAUUUCAUUAAAACUCUACCUCUUUAUUUCAAAAUUCUUCAACGAGGUCGAAAAUGACAAUGCUGAACAAUCCUGUCACUCAAGUGGCCAUUGGCAAACAUUUCGGCAGACUUUCACACUCUAUCGUUAUUCGACUUUGAUAACUCUUACGCUCUUUCUACUUGGAAUCUACACUGUUGUUACUAAUCGAUUAGUACAUCGAAUCUCCAAACGAUUUUUCAAAAUAUUCUCCAAACAGCUGACUAUGAUUCGAACAUUUAUCACGACUACAAUCCCUACACCAUUGUCUCUAUUAAUUUUGAUCAGUUUAAAUGCCAUCAUUCACAUAUUUCCAAAUGUAUCCAUUGCAAUUGGCCAUUUACUUAUCCGACGUUCGAGUAUAUGGCUGAUAAUUAGUGUCAUAUGUUUCUAUCAAUUUUAUCAGUGGUUUUGGCCGAAAUCCAAGUUCGACUUAGACUUUACCGGUGACAUUUCGCUCAGUGACGUUUCACGUUUGAACGAAACGCGAAUCUACUCUCUAUUCUAUCCUCGUACGUUGAACGAUAUCGAAUAUUUAAUUUUCAAGGCCAAAUCUCAAGGCAGAACGAUCUCACUUCGUGGACAAGCACACACCAUGGGCGGACAAACAUUACCAUCUCGUAAACGAAACACAAGAAAUUAUGUUUGUGAUCUAAAAUAUCUAAAUCGUGUCGAAUAUAACGAAACAACGAAGGAGGCUCUUGUGGAAGCUGGUGCAACGUGGACGCAUGUUAUCAAAAAGUUAAAUGCCUACGGUCGAUCGCCUGUCAUUAUGCAAAGCUAUUGCACAUUCAGUGUCGCCGGAACUAUCUCAGUAAACGCUCAUGGUAUUACUUCUGAUCAUGCGAUGUACGAAUCAGUAAUAAGUAUUGAAUAUAUUGAUAUGAAUGGAAAGAGAAAUGAAUGUAGUCGUGAAAAAGAUUCGGAAUUAUUUUCAUUGAUGAUUGGUGGUUAUGGACUUUUCGGAAUUAUGACACGAUUGAGAUUGAAAACGGUUGCGAAUGUGAAAACUUCAUUGGAAUACAUACGAUUAGAGUCCGAUCAAUUCUCAACUUAUUACGAAGAAUUUCUCAAUGAUCCAACGAUUGAGAUCAAAAUUGCUCGUGUCGAUCUCGUUCGCCCGAAUAAUAUUCUUAUGUUUGUCUUUCGUCAAGAAUCUGGCACAUUCGGUACCGUUGCUGAUCUGACUGAUGAAGCACGUGUGAUGCAUCCACGUCAACAUUUGAUCUAUACUUAUCUUGCUCAACAUCGACCAUUCCGACGCAUCCGUUUCGCAUUAGAAAAAGCCGUCGCUCGACCAUUAGACUUAACUUACUCAACCGAUCGGAAUCUCACCAUGUACGAAUCCGCUAAACCAAUGGCUCUAUUGUAUCAACCAUUAACAUAUUACGACGAUACAUUUAUUCUUCAGGAAUACUUCAUUCCUAAAGGAAAUUUCCGACAAUGGUAUGAUCCAUUAAAAGUAAUCCUUCAAAAGAAGUACAAUCAUGUAUUUCUAUUGAAUUUAACGAUUCGAUUUGUUAAAAAGGACAAUGUGACAUUUCUAGCAUAUACAAAGCAAGACGAUUGUUUCGCAUUUGUAUUCUAUUAUCGAAUUAAACGCAACGAAUUAGGUGAUGACGAAGUACGAAGUAUUCAUCAACAAUUAAUACAGUUAGCAUUUAAAUGCGGAGGCACGUUUUAUCUUCCCUAUCGACAACAUUAUUCCUAUGAACAAAUUCUUCAUGCUUAUCCAAUGUUUUCAGAAUUUUUAAAUAUGAAACUAGUCUAUGAUCCGAAUGAACUAUUUUCUAAUGAUUGGUACGAACAUUUUCGACCGGAAGCAAAUCGUGUUACCGAUAGCAGUGAUAUAAAGCAGGUGGAAUUGAUCACUGAUGAAUUCGUAAUCGUUGAACAGCGCCGACACGAUUCGUUUUCUCAAGUUAUUACUGAUGAAGUUCUGCGUGAGAAAUUUCGUAAGUUUCUUCAAACAGUUUUCAAUGCUGAACCUGCUCACGUCGUUUUCAAUUAUGUCAAUCGUGCCGUUCGAAAUCCAUUGAAUAAAAACGAUCAUGAUGUCUACCGUGAAUUACAGAAUGUUUUAAAAACAAGACAAUUCGCUUUCCUUCGACAAAUAUUCGCAACAUUGAAACAAAUUCGACAACUUCGGUUACAAAUUAAAGAUAUGCUACGACAACAAAUUACAAUUUUCAAACAUUUAGGAUGUUGUGGCAAGAUAAAAGAUAUCGUCAGUAUUGGUGAUGGUGGACGAUGCAUCAACGAAUUACGUGAGAUCUUAAAAAUCAAAGACGGACGUGUCUACAUUAUCAAUGAACGUGAACGUUUAACCGAUAUCAUCGAGCGAAAUAGUCUCUUACCUGUUGGCACAUUCAUUCCAUAUAAUUUCUCAAACUUAACUGACGUACCUAUCCCAAGUGAAUCGGUUGAUCUUGUUGUUUGUUAUAUGGGUUUGCAUCAUUUACCACAAGAUCAAUUGAAGGUCUAUCUUCAAAUGGUUUAUCGAAUUCUUCGUCCGAAUGGCUUAUUUCUCUUUCGCGAACAUCAUGCUUACGAAGAACUGAAACCAUUACUAGAUGUUGCACAUAUGGUCUUCAAUGCUGUUACCCGUGUUGAUUACGAAUCUGAAAUCAAUGAAAUUCGAGCAUUUCGUACAAUUGAACAAUGGCGUUCAUGUCUAAGACAAGCAGGUUUCGAGGACACAUUUAUUUACGAUGAACAAGAAGACGAUCCGACUGAUGAUAUUAUGAUUGUUGCACGUAAACCGAAUCGAGAAGAAGAUUUGAAUACGAACGAGUCAAUUCAGAAUGGAAACUAUCGUCGAAUUGUAGCUGCACCAGAAUCGAAUUACUAUCGAUCAUGCGAAUGGUUAGUUGUUCGUAUGGCAAUACAAUUUGGACAAUUUAUGAACCAUACACCCUUCUUCUUCUUUCCAUUCCUCAAAUUUCUGUCCAUCUACUGGUCACUGUUUCGUACGGAAACACAACUCGCUAUUAACAGAUACGGUUUUCAACGAGCUGUUCUUUCUUCUCCAGGAUUUCUGAUGAACACUGUAGUUGGAGUCUUAUUAUCAGGUGCGUUUGUUCAACUGGCAUUCUUCUCCUUCCUUAUUCGACAUAUCGGCGGAAUGAGAAUAAAACCUGAAUACGAGCAAUUAAUUCUGGAAAAUGUCGACGACAAUUUCGACUUUACACAAGCAGUCGAUCCAGACAUCGAUGAUGUACAAAAAUUGCCUCUAGAUGGUCUCUAUGCCGUAAGAGUACCUCGUCAUGGUAAAUUCACUUCGAUACUGAAAAAAAUAGCCGCAUUCCAUACUAAAAUCAAUCUUCUAUCCAUAUCGAAUGUAACUGAUCCGAUACAUAUUGAAUUAAGUAUCAAGAACAAUGAUGCUGAACGUCUUUUAAGGUUAAAACAACGAUCAAACCUGGAUAUUGUCUAUGAAUAUGCAAAUCCAACAGACAAAACGCAAACCAUUGUUUAUGUCCGCGCCGAUUUGAAGUAUCUAAUGGAAUUUCUUCGUGAAUGUGCACCAUACGAAAAGGACAAUUCAUUAACAAUAAUUCAAAUUUUUGACUUUUAUGAAUGA
Adineta ricciae is the source of this 3939-nucleotide messenger RNA. Lineage: Eukaryota; Metazoa; Rotifera; Eurotatoria; Adinetida; Adinetidae. The record is from the annotation of a GenBank genome assembly.